Molecule: messenger RNA, 2002 nt
Organism: Schistosoma curassoni
Lineage: Eukaryota; Metazoa; Platyhelminthes; Trematoda; Strigeidida; Schistosomatidae
Source: the annotation of a GenBank genome assembly
GGGAUCUAGAAGCGGUGCUUUAGUGUUUAACGUUACCGUCAUGGUGUUAGACUUGGAUCUUUUCAGAGUCGAUAAAGGAGGUGACCCUGAAGUUAUUCGUUCCAAUGAGAUAAAAAGAUUCAGAGGUACCAAACGUGUCGAUUUGGUACUAGAGGCAGAUGAGAAUUGGCGGAAAGCACGUUUCAGAGCUGAUCACUUAAAUAAAGUAAAAAACUUCUGCAGCAAAGCCAUUGCUAGGAAGAUUAAAGAAAACAAAGACAGUCCGGAUUUUGAGUCUAAUUUGUUUGAUGUUGUAUUCGAUCGCCUCGACUCACUUGUGGAAGCUGAUUUACAGUCCUUGAGUGUAGCACAGUUAAAGUCGUUGUCCUGUCUCAUUGACGAAGAAAUAAAGAGAAAUGCGGCUAUUGUAACUGAGUUCGAGUCUGUAAGACAGCAGCAAUUGUAUGAGAUUGGUAAUCUCCUACACCCAGAUGUACCGAUAAGCAACAAUGAGGAAGACAAUUUGGUUAUUCGAACUUUCGGAAAAAGCGAUUUUCGAAAACCUUUAUCUCAUGUCGAUUUAGUGACGAUGGUAGAUGGUUUUGACGGUGAACGUGGAAGUACAGUAGCUGGAGGUCGUGGAUAUUUCCUAAAGGGCCCGCUUGUUUUCCUGGAACAAGCAAUCAUAAACUUAGCUCUACAAAUGCUAGAUGAACGUGGUUAUACGCCACUGUACACUCCAUUUUUUAUGCGCAAGGAGGUUAUGCGAGCAGUUGCUCAGUUAAGUCAAUUUGACGAAGAGUUAUACAAAGUUACUGGCCGUCGCGAACUCACUGCCACAACCAAUCAUGAAUUACAAGCAAAUGAAAAUGAAGAGGAAGAGAAAUAUUUGAUUGCAACAUCCGAACAACCAAUCGCUGCAUUUCAUCAAGAUGAGUGGUUACCCAUUGAUCAAUUACCGAUUAAGUAUGCAGGGAUCUCGACUUGUUUCAGACAAGAAGUUGGUAGUCAUGGUCGUGAUACUCGUGGAAUAUUUCGUGUUCAUCAGUUCGAAAAAGUUGAACAGUUUUGCAUUACUAGUCCGCACGAUAAUCUGUCAUGGGAGAUGUUUGAUCAUAUGAUUUGUAACGCUGAAGCAUUUCACCAGGCUCUGAAAUUGCCUUAUCGUGUUGUUUCCAUUGUGUCGGGUGAACUAAACAAUGCUGCAUCAAUGAAGUAUGAUUUAGAAGGUUGGUUCCCUGGGUCUGGAGCUUUUAGGGAACUUGUAUCUUGUAGUAAUUGUUUGGACUAUCAAUCUCGUCGGUUAGCAAUUCGUUUCGGUCAAACAAAAAAAAUGAAUAAAAGUGUUGAAUAUGUACAUAUGCUCAAUGCAACGAUGUGUGCAACCACUCGAGUUAUUUGUGCGAUUCUAGAGAAUUAUCAAACAGAACAUGGGAUUAUUGUACCUGAUGUUUUAAAAUCAUUUAUGCCCAAAAAAUAUCAGAAAUUUAUACCGUUCAAAGGACAUGAGGAUAAAAUACCUGUCAGCAUUGAUGAUGUGCCAGAGACAAUUCACAAUUCAUCCAAUACAAAAUUUCACGAUGAAACAUCGUUCAAUGAGCUAAAUGAAAAAAUAAGUAAUUUAACUGGUGCUACAGAAUCUGGUCUCGUCAGUGCUAUUUCUCAAAUAUCUGAAGUUCAAAAACGAAUUGAAGACACAUUGAAUACACUAAGUCUAGUCACCACAAAUAAUCACGUUGACAAAGAUAUCCGUGACAAAAAAUGUGCUGUUGUUCAUCCUGUAGAAGAUAAAAAUGACGAAGUUGAAAAUAAGGAUACAAUUGAUAAUGAGUCUGUGAGUUUACAAUCAACUACUCCAGAACCAGCUGAUUCUAAGAAGAAGCGGAAGAAAAAACCAAAGAAGAAACAAUCGGAUUAGAAUUUUAUUCUAUUGUGAUGCUCAGUUAAUAUUGCAUAUUAAUGAUUUGUUGUAUUGACUCACACUUGCAUAUGAAUAUAAAUUUUGACUGUGGUGUUAUUUAAA